Molecule: messenger RNA, 11831 nt
Organism: Dreissena polymorpha
Lineage: Eukaryota; Metazoa; Mollusca; Bivalvia; Myida; Dreissenidae
Product: cholesterol transporter ABCA5-like
Exons: 36
Coding region: 375-5678 (1767 amino acids)
Biological process (GO): lipid transport; transmembrane transport
Cellular component (GO): membrane; intracellular membrane-bounded organelle
Molecular function (GO): ABC-type transporter activity; lipid carrier activity; ATP hydrolysis activity
Source: RefSeq, a predicted model, not a curated record
UAUUAUUUGUGAUUAACAACUUAAGUCUGGUGGAUUAUUAUAGCGCAUUCUUAUGCAAUUUACAAGUACUGUUAGUGCGUUGUAACCUUCACCUUGCAGUUUGCACAAAGAAAAUUGUAUCAUCGCCAUCGCUUAUAAAUAAAUAAAUUUGAUUGACUCUCAAUAAAGCAAGCUCUAAUUACUUUGCAUAUUAUAAUUCAACGAUGGAAUUAAAUGCGUUUUCAUGUAGUAUAUCGAUGAUGUGAUUGCCAUGCUUUCAUAAUAAGAUAACAUGAUUUAAAUUUAUUAUUUCGGAUAAUGAGCACGUAAUUCGGACGAUUAAGCCUUAAGGAUCAAGCUGGACCAAGCCGGUAGAUCAACGAAUUGCGAGCAGAAUGGGGAAGGCAAGUUUCUGGAGCCAGUUCAAUGCCUUGAUAUGGAAGAACUUCUUGCUGAAGAAAAGGAACAAGAAACAGACUAUACAGGAAUUUUUGAUGCCCCUCUACUUCAUUCUGAUCCUGGCAUUAAUAAGGCGCGUCUCAAAGCCGAACCCUUUGCCUCAGAUUCCUAGCUUUCCAACUUAUGAUAUUACAAACACAUCACUCCUAAAUCCAGACCUGGGAAGCUACAUUUUAGUUGUUCCAGAUACAAAUUAUACUCAGACAGUAAUGGCGGAAGUUGCCAAAAUUCUGAUUUCAGAUUUCAAUAUACCUGACAUUAAACUUAGAUUUUUCAAUUCCAAUGAAAAUGCCACAGCUAGUUACCUCAUAAAUGCAACAAAUAUCAUAGGGGGUGUAACAUUUGAUCUGUCUUCGGCCAGUAACAAUCUUAGUUACGCUAUACGGGUUCCAUACCACAACAUUGCCAAAUCCAUUGAAAACGUGUACAGCGACCAGUCUCAAUGUCGCCAGGGCAACGGCCUUGACGUUGACAACUGUGACGCAAACACGUACCUCCACACAGGUUUUGCCAUUAUCCAGUCUGCAAUAGAUCUGGCACUCAUGAAAGAAUCCCUGCAGAAACCAACUCGGCUGUCACUCAAAGUGGACAUCACCAUGCUCCCGAAACCUGGGUUUGUGCCCGAUACGACCUACAUGCAGGUCAUGUCCUCGCUGUAUUUUGUUGUUGCCUAUUCUCCAUUUAUAAACUUCCUGAUGGUGAACCUUGUGGCAGAGAAAGAGAAAAAGAUCAAAGAGGGCAUGAAGAUGAUGGGUUUACGUGAUGCAGCUUUUUGGUUGUCCUGGGGGUUUGUCUACUCAGUGAUCAUUAUCAUAGUAUCUGCUGCUGUCGCGGUGAUCGCAUACACAACAUCGUUCUUCUCCCAUAGCAACCUGUUCUUGUUCUUCCUGCUACUUGUCCUGUACGGGCUCUCGUUUAUUGGGGCCUCCUUUGCAGCCACUCCAUUCUUCAAUAAGGCCCAGGUGGCCGGUGCGGUGGCUAGCCUGGCGUCCCUUCUCAUCAGCACCCUGUACCUGGUGGUCAGUCUGACCCGUACCUACACUGCGACCGGUGUCCAAUACACCAUCCCUGUGUGGGGGCGGAGUCUGCUCUGUCUGCUGUCACCAGUUUGUCUCGCACUGGCCAUAGAUCAGACUGUGUACCUGGAUAUUGUGAAUCCCGAGGGUCUGUCGUUCUCAACUCUAACAUCGGGGGACUUUCCUGUGAUCAUUCCACUGGUGAUGCUGUUUGUGGACUCAGUUCUGUACUUUUUGUUGGCCAUCUAUCUGGACAACGUCAUACCUGGAGAGUAUGGUUCUCGGUAUCCACCCUGGUACAUCUUUAUGCCAUCCUACUGGUGCCAUGCCUUGGGAGGCCAAAGUAGCAAUCAGUUUGGAAACCCGGUGAACACAGAGGCAAGCAACACGGGAAGCAGUGAAAACAUAGAGAUAGUGCCCAGAGAAAUGAGGCAAAAUGUUGGAGUUCGUAUAGUUAACCUGACUAAGGAGUACUCACCUAAGAAAGCAGAUUCAGUACUGGCAGUAAAUGGCUUAUGUCUGGAUAUAUACGAGAACCAGAUCACAGCCUUGCUGGGUCACAAUGGGGCAGGCAAGACAACUACUCUGAAUAUCCUCACUGGGCUUACCUCCCCUACAUCUGGAACUGCUUUCAUCAAAGGACUGAAUGUAUCAAACAAGAAUGAAUUGUCGGAGAUUCGCAGCCAGUCGGGUGUCUGCCCCCAGCACAACAUCCUGUUUGAUCACCUGACCUGCAUUGAACACCUGGAGCUGUUUGCAGGCAUCAAGGGUAUCCAGGACGAUCAACGACAACAACAGAUUGCUGAAGCGUUGGACAGUGUUGGACUCAAGGAACAGAAAGAUGUGAGUGCAGCAAAGCUGAGCGGUGGGCAAAAGCGUAAACUCUCUGUUGCCAUAGCAAUCAUUGGAGACCCGAAGAUCAUAUUUCUGGACGAGCCUACUGCGGGCAUGGACCCAUACUCAAGACGCCACCUCUGGUCCGUGUUGAAGGAGAAGAAGAAGGGCCGCAUAAUUCUACUCACCACACACUUUAUGGAUGAGGCAGAUAUACUGGCAGAUCGUAAAGCCAUUAUCAACAAGGGUGCUCUCAGAUGCUGUGGAUCCUCACUGUUCCUCAAGAACAGAUUUGGCAUCGGAUAUCAUCUCAACAUGGUGGUGAAGCCUACUGCUCUGAUAGAGAAGAUCUUCCGGUACGUGUCUCGCUACGUUCAGGGGGUGGAGGUCAACAGACACCACGGUCAGGAGCUGGACCUCAUGCUGCCCCUCAACCAGGUCUCACACUUCUCAGACCUGUUUUCUGGCCUGGAGCAUGUGACUGGUGAAGAGGGAGACAAGCUUGACGAAGACAUUGGUAUCCUUAGCUACGGCAUCGCCAUGACAACCCUGGAGGAGGUCUUCUUAGAACUAGAAAAGGAGCAUGACAAUGUAAGUCUUGAAGACCUUGGGAAAGGGAAAAGAUUGGCAAAGAUAGUGGAAAUGGAAAACUUGGCUGAAAAAAGGAUUGCAGAGAUUCCCGAGAUGAAUGGCCGAGCAACCGAGGACGGUAACGUCACUAUUGAGAAUUUAGAUGACGCUCAUGCAGCUGAGGUUGACAACAUUGAAAGGCCACCUGAGGUUGAGGGCCUGUUGCCAACGGAGACAUGUGUUGCCGUGGAAGAAGCGAACUUCAAGUCACAAGCUGAACAUCCAGAUGUUGGCGUCUUAUUGAAGGGAUCAGCCCUAGCUGUCCAGCGUUUCAUGGCAUUGUUUAAGGUGAAGUUUCUACGGAACAGCCGCAACAAGCAGCUGCUGUUCUAUCAGCUGGUCUUACCCAUCAUCCUGGUGGUCAUUGGGGUGAUGGUGAGCAACAAGUCCCAUGUUAUUCCCGAUGGUAAGAAUCCAGCCAUUUUAAACAUCAGUGCUGGAAUGUAUGCGAGACUAAAAACAGGAUCUCCAGUAAUUGGCCGCUUUGGACCAGUACCUCCGAUACUGGGAGAGGAUAGCAUAGGCAAUACAGCAUCACGGCUUAUCCUGCAAGGCCUGUCAAGUGCAUUCCUGUUGGACCCCUUCAAUGCCAAUAUCAACUUACUGAACACUUCAUUUGCCCCACAUUACCUAGGUCUCAACCUUACCAGCCUUGCUACUGUUGGAAAUCAACUAACGGAGUUCAGCUACACUGCAUUCUACAAUGACUCUGCUGUUCACGCCAUACCCGCCAUUAUCAACCUGAUGAGCAAUGUUAUCUUCAAAACUGAAGAGGCCUUGACUGGCAAGGGGGGUAACUCCAGCUCCAUAAGUGUCAGUAGCUGGCCAUGGCCCACACAUUUCCAGAAGACAAAAUACACAGGCGGUGCAUUUGCUUCUGUGAUUCUACUGGCCAUGGCUUUCUCAGUUAUACCUUCAGGUUUUGGGGUGGAUAUUGUAAAGGAUAGAGAGAGUAAGGUGCGUAGUCAGCUGCGUAUAUCUGGUGUGCCAUUCUGGCUGUAUUGGGCGACCUCUAUAGCCGUGGAUGCCCUUAAAUACUCCAUGCCUGCUGUACUCAUUGUUACCAUGACAUUCGUUCUGAAGGUGGAGGUGUUUGAUAGCGCCGGGUCCCUGCUGUCCCUGGUACUGCUCUGUGUUACCUACAUCCCGUCCAACGUGCUCUUCUCCUACGUGUUCUCCUACAUGUUCAACAGCUGGGAAUCGGCACAAGCAGUACAACCCACACUCUUCAUCUUUGGUGGGUUCAUGCCAUAUGUGGCGGUGUCCCUGAUUGAUACCAUGAGCAGUGAGUCUACAGCCAGCAUGGUGCACUUAAUUUCGUGCUGUGCCAUGCCACCUUACAGCAUCUUUGGAGGCAUCUAUUACAUUGAUAAGGUGUACAGAGUUGCAACCAUGAAGAUGGAGGUGAACAAGAUUGCUUUUGGAGAGUACUUUACUGCCAAUAUACUUGUGGCCAUUCUCCUGCCUAUACUGCAAGUGUUGGUGAACUUUGUCCUGCUAAGAGUCCUAGAUGUGAGGGACACUGGUGGGUCAGUGGCAGACGCCUUUGGUUGCCUGGCAGCAAGGAAGCCUCAUUCUGAGUACGCAAACAUUGACGAUGUCACCAGUGAUGUCAAUGAAGAUGAUGAUGUCAUUGAAGAGAGGCAGAAGGUGAAUGACAUCAAACAUCAAGCUGAGGAUCGUUUAUUUGAAUUGGAACAUUUACUACGUGAAGAGAUGCCAGUCUGUAUGAUUCGAGGGCUCAACAAAAGGUUUAACAAUCAGACAUCCAUGAUAACCUCGUUAUUUAAAAAGAAGGAGGAGGGUGAAGGUCAUGUUGCAGUUAGAAACUCUUCGUUCACUGUAAACAAGGGUCAGGUGUUUGGGCUUCUGGGACCUAACGGGGCAGGAAAGACGACCACACUCAACAUGAUCACUGCUGACAUGACACCUACAAAGGGAGAGGUCUAUAUUGGAGGUCACAGUAUCCACUCGAACAUGUCUGAAGCGUUCCAGGCAAUGGGUUUCUGCCCCCAGCACGACGCCCUGUGGGACCUGAUCACCCUAGAAGAGCACCUGGACUGCUACGCCAGGAUACGUGGCAUCCCUGCCAAGCAGCUAAAACCCCUGAUGGACUUCUUCAUUGGAAAUCUAAAGUUAGAAGAACAUGUCAAGAAAAUAACGAAAAAAUUGUCUGGCGGAACAAAAAGAAAGCUAAGCUACUGCAUGAGCAUGCUGGGAGACCCACGAGUUGUGCUGCUGGAUGAACCCUCCACUGGUUUGGAUCCCCAGUCCAAACGCUUCCUCUGGGACUUUAUCACGGCCAGUUUCAAGGACCAGGACAGAGGUGCAAUCCUCACUACCCACUAUAUGGAGGAGGCUGACGCCCUCUGUUCACGCAUCGCCAUCAUGGUCAACGGAAAGAUACAGUGUAUUGGGUCAAGUCAACACCUGAAGCACAAGUAUGGCAGUGGCUACUUACUGGAGAUCAAACUUCAACUGGCGGCAGAAGAACAGGCCGACUACAGUGGGGCCAUGGUACAGCUGAAGGACUACAUACAUCUCCACUUCCCAGACGUGGUGUGUGUUGAGGAGUUCAGUGAGCGGGUCAUGUUCAAGGUGCCCCGACACAACGUCAAGUCACUUGCCAGUGCGUUCAAAGUGCUCGAACAAGCCAAGAAGGUCCAUAGUGUGGAAGAGUUCAGUUUCAGUCAGGCUUCCUUGGAACAGGUAUUCCUUGACUUUGCCAAGAAGCAGAGGGAUGAAGGAGAGAAACCAUAGAUCAACAUGUCAUUUGUAUGUUUGAUUAAGAAGAAAAAGUCUUACACUAUCAACGACAUUUGAAGAAGAAAAAACAGUCAUGGACUCCCAGACAGUAUGGGGAAUAAGAAUAAAUGUCUAUUAGCCAGAAGUUUUCAUAAAAAUCCAAAUUCAAUUUCCAUGGUUAUUCUUAUGGAGAAACACAUAGAUGUUAAGUAGUUUUGAUGUUAGCAGAAAAAAGAACAUUUUAUACUGACAACAAGGAUUUUUAAUCUUAUAUAACACCUGCCACUUAAAGAUGUCUACCUCCAGCAAAAUGAAUUACCUCACUUUAAAAAAAUCUCCCCCUCCCCAGUGGCUUAAUUCCCCCACUUAUAUUCUUAUCAUAAAUGUUUGAUCAAUGAUUUUCAUGAAAAACAUGCAAUUAAAACAAGAUCAAUAUAGAUUCCAAUGAAUUAUGAUAAUAAUUAUAAUGUCAAUAAUCAAUUCUUAUUUUUCAUAGUCACACAUUGAAAUACAUGUAUUCUAACAAAAAGUUGAGUAAAAUAGAUUUAUUAACCCUUUGAGCGCUGGAACCGGAUUUUGAAGGCCUUUGCAAACAGUUUGGAUCCAGAUGAGACGCCACAGAACGUGGCGUCUCAUCAGAAUCCAAACUGUUUGCUAUUCUGAUAGUAUUCUUUGAAAAAAAAUCGACGAAAAUGUAAUUUUAAAAAUUCAGCAGACGAAAUUUUAGCAGACGACAAAUUUCCCAGCACGCAAAGGGUUAAAAUUAUAUAACAGCUUUCUUACAGAUAAAUGAACAAUAAACAAUAAAUACAUUGUAGACUUCCUAAUGUUUCUAAAGGCAAGAUGACAAACUGCAUGCAUACUAUUGAUGGAUCUUUAACCCUUUGCAUGCUGGGAAAUUUGUCUUCUGCUAAAAUGUCGUCUUCUGAAUUUCUAAAAUUAGCAUUUUCUUCGAUAUUUUUCAAAGAAUACUAUCAGAAAAGCAAACAGUUUGGAUCCUGAUGAGACGCCACGUUCUGUGGCGUCUCAUCUGGAUCCAAACUGUUUGCAAAGGCCUUCAAAAUUUGGUUCCCGCACUGAAAGGGUUAAGUGCUAAGUUGUGUGAGAUGCCCUAAAAAAGAUUGUAAAGAUGUAAUAAAUAUGAUAAGCAAUUAAACCUGCUAGAUUUGUUGUUUUCUUACAGUGUCCUUUUGCAUGCAUAUUUACCUUUGAGAUACAAUUUCUCCUUUCUGGGGAAAUCAACGUGGGUUUUCGCUUAAAAGCAGCUUCAUGAUUAAUAUUAAUGCAUAUGGCCCCUUACCACAGUAGUAAGAAGACCUUGGGCCAAGUAAUUUUGUUAAAAGAAAAAACACUAAAAUGAUAUAGUUAUUAAUAUAUUGAAUAUGUUGAAGGCACAAUAGCAGAGGUCAUUAUAUGAUGAAGCUGUUAUGUCCAGUGUAUAUCAAUGUUAAAAUCAUGGUAAAUUGUUCUGCAUUGUACCAAAAAACAACAACAUUUCUAAUGAUUUAAAAUAAAAACUUCAGUAUGUGUAUGUCAAUUAUAACAGAUGUAUGUAUCAGGCAUUGAAAGUUAUUAUUAUACUUUGAAAACAAAUGAAAGAAGUAACACAAUAUAAUUUUCUAUUCCUUUUUGUUAUUUUCAAUUUAUUACUAUUACAAUGGCACUAUGCUAGCAUCUAGUUGUAGCAUACAUUUUGUAUUCAGACUACUAACAGGGGGGCACGCGUAUAUGGGAGCUUACUGCGUUUAAGUGAGAAAGUUGUUGCAAAACUUCAAAGAUGGCGUCGUUUAAGUGUUUUUCGUGAAGGAGUAGCGGAUAUUUUCACCCGGUAAGCCAGUUUAUAUUUAUAUUUCUUUUAAAUGAAUAAUCCCUUUCGGCUCUACGGUGUUUGUGCUCCCCUCGGUUUUUUGUUUCAAAACCGUAGACGUCGGAAUAAAAAAGUUAUUGAAGCAAAACCGUCGACAAAUUUGUUGUUUAAUUUCUUGACCUUCGAGAUGUUGGAUGUUCGAAUAUCAUUUUCUCUCAUAAUAAACAGUAUUUGUGCAUGUGUACAGUAAAAUAUAACAUAAAUCACGAAUAUUUUUUUAUUUCGACGCGUUGUUAUGUCUAUUAAUUCAUUUAAUGCCGAAUUAUAACGGGUUAACCCCCAUUUUUGGAACUAAACUUUCUUUUAAGCACAUUUUGGGACCUGACUUUGAAAUGAUUAACAGCUCUUUCCUAUGUUACAAGGUUUUAUGCGAAAUAACUUUCGUGAAUGAAUUCCGCAUUGGUGCGAAUGUCUUGGAAAACAUUUUCGUUUGAAGAAAUCAAGAGUUUUCUUUUUUCUAUUAAUUGUUUUAUUAUUAAUUUGUAUUAUUAUAUGUUUUAUCGCGUACUUAACGCUAACAUUUAGUGUGUGUAAUAUAAGACAUUCGACAGUAUUAUAAACACAGUGUAAUUCUUACCUGUUUAUUUUAACACAUAUGGACAUACUUAUGUUUGAAUAUGCAUCCAACGGAAUACUAUGCUUACUAUUUCCAGAUAUCUAGACGCCAGUUAUAUAUGUGGAGGAUGCCAAGAUUAAAAAAGACGGCGUAACGAAGUGUGUACCGCUCUAGAAUGCGAUAGGUACAUGAAAACCCACCAAUCAAACAAAAGAGAUUACGUCGAAGUACCUUGCCAAACAAUCACAUAUACGUGCAAUAAAAGUGUAAUGAAAAACAUAAUAGGGUAAAGCCGGUUUGAUAUUAGUAUAAGGUUGAUGUAACCAAAUACUGCCAUAGUUGCGAUUCGGAAUACAUGAAGCAAUUUGGAAUACCUGACAUCUGCUUAGAAGAUGCAUAUCGGUGGAUGUUUUUUUAUGAUACUUAAAGAUGAAUUGUUUUUUUAAUACAAUGACAUUUGACGCGUUUUACCAUAACGAUACUGAUUCAUGUAUGUGACUUUGAUGUGACACAUUUUGGACGACCUUCUUUUAAACCAGUUCUGAGUUGGUCACUAUAUUAUAAUCGCAAAAAGUGAAUUUGUAGUGGAUAGAAUUUGUGCAUUUGUGCAAAUGCAAUACACGAUAUGAUUUCAGUAGAAGUGAUCAAUAUAAUUUUUAUACAUGUAUGUUUUUUCUCUUUUAUACCCAUGUGAAUACAUAUUAUUUAUUACUGUUGUAUUGAGGGAAUAAAGUAUUGGUUCACUUAGAAAGAUUAUUUCGUUUGUUCCUAACAUUGCCUUCUAAUCGUAAGAAAUGUUAAUAUGUCAAAUGCAUAACGAAUUAAAUCCGACCCAAAUCUUUUUUUAUCAUGUAUGUAAGUGCUGAAUACAAUUGAAAAUUUAUGCAGAGACAUCGUAGAAAGAAAUGACAUAACACAGAUAAUGGUUUAUUUUCAUAACAAAGCGAGAAACUAGCAUCAUGACAUAUGCGGAAUAAAACUUGUAAGUAAGUAGCACUGACUCAUAGCAAUUAUAUGUCAGACGUGUCUAUGUUGACUUUAUAAAUAAAACAAAAACACUACAAACAUCAGCUGUACAUGUUUUGUUAUGUUCGUGUUUUUUAUUUGCUGUUUUAGUCCGGCUCUGUUGAAGGAUUCUUUCUUGCAUAUUCUACAUUUAAACUCAUGUGGUCCAUGAAUGGGGCAUGAUACCUCCAUCCUCCCCUGAUGUAAAAUUCCUCAUUACAUAUACUGCAACGAAAGAUGCACUUAUUUUCGCCCUUUAACCUGCAUCAUCUGAAAAGACAGUAAAAGAAUGGUUAAAAAAAGUUCAUAGCAGAAUAAGGUCGACACGUCAUAAAAUACAUGAAAAUAAUUAUAAUAUUACUGAAAGAUAAACGUUCUAUUAUCUCGUACAUCAGCCACCACACGACCCAUCUUCUUGAAAAUAGGUGAAUUGAUUCAAUUGGUCGGCCGGUUUUUCGAACAGCAUUAUUAUUAUUCUACAGUAAGUAACGUGAUUAAGAAAACACUUAUAUUGCACCAUGUAACAUGUUAUAAAACAAUACUAUUGAAGUACACAUAUACACUUUAUUUAAGAUGGGUAGGUAUAUCAUGUCAAGCUCUUUUACAUAUGAAAGAGCUGUUUGUCAUUUGGAAGUCAGGUCCCAAAAUGUGCUUAAAAGGAAGUCAGUUCCAAAUAAGGGGGUUAAACCAAUAAUGUUUGCCAAUAAAUUAAUUAUCAGUGAUAAAACGGCGUCAGGUAAAAUGAAAUAAUCAUGAUUUUAUUUAUAUUUUACUGUUCACGUGUGUCAAUACUGUGUAUUAUAAGAGAAAAUGAUAUUUGUACAUCCAAUUUCUCGAACGUCCCGUAAGUAGACAACAGAUUUGUGGACGGUUUUCCUUCAAUAACUUUUUUAUCCCGACGUCAUACGAUCUUGAAACAAAAAACCAAGGGAAGCACACACACCGGAGAGCCGAGAGCGUAUUCAUUUAAAAUAAUUAUAAAUACAAAGGGGCUUACCGGGUGAAAAUAUUCUCCCUUCCUUUAAGAAAAUCCAACAAACGACGCCAUCUUUGAAGUUUUGCAACAACUUUCUCACUUAAACGCGGUAAGCUCCCGUAUACGUGUGCCCCCCUGACUAAUGUCAUAUAUAUCUUUUGAGGUAUAACAGUUUGAUAGAGUAAACUAGAAGUGAAUAUAAGUAUUGUUACCAUUGUACUUAAGUAUGUUGUUAGGGUUAGAUGUUGUUUGCAUAAACACUAUGAGUGGCAUCUGUGUUGCCUAUGAAAAGUUACUGUUAUGUCAUAUAUUAUUUUUGUCUUUCCUUUUUUGCUACAAUAUAGAUUAAAUCACAAAUUGUUUUCUUUAUAUUAUUUUUUAUUUCAAGUUAUUUGUACUUCAAGCUGAUUGCAACUUUAUAGACUUUCAAAUUGUAACUAUAUAAGCAUACAUUUAUAUAAGUAUUUAUUCAUUAUCAAGAUAGUUAUAACAGCAUGUUUAUUAGCAUUUGUUUUAUUCAAAGUUCUUCUUAUAGUUCUGUGUAUUUGUGAAUGUAUUAUCUCAAAGUAUUUGGUAUCAUUUUUCACCUUUUAGAUUUUGAAUGGUGAUCUUUGACUAAGAGUAGCAUACAUGUCUUUCCAGUUAUAUCAUGAUUUUGUAAUUUUUUAAGUAGACUAGCUCCCACUUGAAUAUUGUCCCAUGACAUAAGCACAUGUGGAAGUUAACAUUUUUCUACCUUUGUAAUGGAAAUUUGUAUUUACUGUAAAUGCAUUACAGUUGAAAAUCAAUUCAGAAAUGUAAUGAAAACAAAAUUUAGGAAUUAUCUACUGUGACAUCAUUUUGCCUGUAAUAAUACACAUAACAAUAGCCUUGGCAAAUUUUUACCAAUUUCUCUGUUUCUUUUUAUUUUUAUUGAAUGUAUUGAAUUUAUUAUUUGAAUACUUAUACAUGUUAACAAGUGUAUACUACUUGUUUCUACAAAUGGUUUUCAUCUUUAUUGCUGUAUAACUUUGUGCGUUUAUAUGCCAUAUUCCUUGUGAACUGUAACUAAGAACUCUUAUAUUGCUUGUAGUUCUAGGUAAUAAAAGUCUUGUAGUGGCAUUAAGUGUUGCUUUUAUUAUGACAAAUGCAUGGUUUAAAAAGAAACAGGCUUAAUUUUUGUAUAUUUGAAAAUCAUUGAAUAAUGUGAUUGUGAAGAUUUAAGCAUCUUAACAAAACAACAUAUUAAAACAUAAAGUGCUUGCAUGGUCGGGCUGGCUCAGUUGAUAGUCAGUGCUAGUCUAUAGCCUAGCUGGCGUUUGUCAGUGUACUGUAACAAACAAUUUGGGGCAUUAUUGAAUAAAUAUAAUCAAAUUUUGUAUCAACGCAAUAACCCAAAUUUCAUACAAAAGACAGUCACUAGAUCAACAUUUAAUUGCCUCUGGGUAUCAAACGUCAAUAAGUUUCGGACACUUCGGGUUUGUAUCAUACUUGAUGAGUCCUUGUAUAUUUACGUAUCAUAAAGAUCAGUCAAACAUCGAUUAAUUCCGUAUGUAUUCAUUAUGUGUCAGAAUCAGCCAAUCAGAAUUGCACACGUCACAAUCAACUUCUGUUUUUUGUUAGUUAAUAGUCAGUAUCAUGCCCACAGCCGGAUAGGAGAGGUCGUAAUUUCUUGCUGUCGUGGGUGGGGCCCGUUGUUGGUCUUCACAUUUAUCUUGAAUUUUACAAACAUUUAAAAACGUGUUGAGUUUAAUAAAAAGAAAUAAAACGCACAGAAAUCUGAAA